AUGUGGAUGUUUUCUUGGCUGUGUGCCAUUUUAAUUAUUUUGGCUAUUGCUGGUAUGGACACAGUAGCAAAGACCACACCACAUUCCAAAUUUACGAAGAAAUCUGAGGGAAAAGAGAUGCUGAAGGGUCUAAAGCCGUCCAGUGGCCCACCUCCGGAAGAAGAGGACAUUCCUUUCCCAGAAGUGGCUGAAGUGGCGGAACCGACCCCCAACCCCCCAGCCCUAGAUUCUGCCUUCGGUACUGCCACUCUCUUCCCCUUUGAAAACUUCACUCUUGACACGGCUGAUUUCUUUCUGAAUUGCUGUGAUUGCUGUUCAUCUGUACCAGGGCAAAAAGGAGAACCUGGAGAGACUGGAAAGCCAGGUCCUAAGGGAGAGGCUGGUAAUCUGGGGAUCCCAGGGCCACCAGGAACUGCUGGACCCCAAGGUCCAAAAGGCCAGAAAGGAGAGAAGGGACUUAAGGGAGAACGUGGGGACCAAGGAACAAGUGGGGUUCCAGGAUACCCGGGAAAACCCGGAGAACCAGGUGGCCUUGGUCCUAAGGGGGAGAGAGGAAACAUUGGACUGACGGGAGCGAAGGGGCAAAAAGGCUCCAAGGGGGACAUGUGUGCAAAUGGUACCCAAGGAGAUAAAGGAGACCGGGGGGCUGUGGGCUUACCCGGCUUGAAUGGAGAGCCUGGGGCCAAGGGAGAGAAGGGGGAGAUGGGGGAGAAGGGCUACUGUGGAGAGUCUGGGCAGAGGGGAGGGAAGGGAGAAAAAGGUGAGGAAGGUCUGAAAGGGGAAAAAGGUAGCAAAGGAGAUACUGGAACAGAAGGCAAAAGUGGCUCAGAGGGCCUGCCUGGGGCCCCUGGUGAUCCAGGGGUUAAAGGAGAAAAGGGAGAGUUAGGUCCUCCUGGUCUGGUGGGUCCCAUGGGGCCAAAAGGUGAGCUUGGGAGCAAAGGAGUCCGGGGGUCUAUUGGCAAGAAGGGCUCUCGGGGCUUCAAAGGCUCCAAGGGGGAGGUGGCCAGAGUGGUGCGGUCAGCCUUCAGCGCGACUUUAUCGAAGCCUUUCCCUCCUCCCAACAUCCCAAUCAAAUUUGACAAGGUUCUCUACAAUGACCAAGGGGAUUACAGCCCUGUCACUGGCAAAUUCAACUGUAGUGUUCCCGGGGCGUAUGUGUUUUCCUACCAUGUCACUGUGAGGGGCAGGCCUGCUCGCAUCAGCCUGGUGGCCUGGAAUAAGAAGCAGUUCAAGUCCAGAGAAACGCUCUACGGCCAUGAAAUAGACCAGGCUUCUCUCCUCAUCAUUCUGAAAUUAAGUGCAGGGGACCAAGUCUGGUUGGAAGUUUCAAAAGACUGGAAUGGAGUAUAUGUCAGCCCUGAGGAUGACAGCAUUUUUACUGGGUUCCUUUUGUAUCCAGAGGAAAGUUCUGGAAUUUCACCAUAA
Molecule: messenger RNA, 1425 nt
Organism: Suricata suricatta (meerkat)
Lineage: Eukaryota; Metazoa; Chordata; Mammalia; Carnivora; Herpestidae
Gene: OTOL1
Product: otolin 1
Exons: 4
Coding region: 1-1425 (474 amino acids)
Molecular function (GO): protein binding
Source: RefSeq, a predicted model, not a curated record